UUAAAGAGGAAGGAAAAAGAGUAUGAGCACGAGAUGGAGCGGCUGGCGAGAGAGAAGAUUGCUACCCAGCAGCGCCUGGCGGAGCUGAAGAACGAGUUGAGCCAGUGGAUGGACAUCCUGGAGAUCGACAGAAUUAUCCGACAGACAGUUCAGCCAGAGGAUGACCAGGCAUCUACCUCGACUGCAUCAGAGGGCGAAGACAACAUGGAUGAGGACAUGGAAGAUGACAGGCCAGUGAACUCAUUACCAAAACUAACCCAGCGGCAGCACCCGGAGCUGCUGAAAGCCACACAAGCACUGGUCCAGCCGCAGGCGAUCGUCCCCGCACAGACUCACAUCGUGGCGGCUUCGACAGUGCAAUCGACUGUUAUAGCCCACACGGCCACUACCCACGCCUCGGUCAUCCAGACUGUCAACCACGUGAUUCAGGGUCCACAGACCAAGCACAUUGCUCACAUUGCACCUUCCACAUCCAGCCCUGUGCAACUCACCACUAGUCUUGCCCAGCAGGCGGUGAUGCCCAAGCCUGCUGUAGGAACCCAAGUUGUCCAUCACCCGCAGUUAGUGGGGCAGACGGUCCUAAACCCGGUGACUAUGGUGACCAUGCCGUCGUUCCCCGUGAGCACGCUGAAGCUGGCCUAG
Molecule: messenger RNA, 642 nt
Organism: Nestor notabilis (Kea)
Lineage: Eukaryota; Metazoa; Chordata; Aves; Psittaciformes; Psittacidae
Gene: MNT
Product: MAX network transcriptional repressor
Exons: 4
Biological process (GO): regulation of transcription by RNA polymerase II
Molecular function (GO): RNA polymerase II cis-regulatory region sequence-specific DNA binding; DNA-binding transcription factor activity, RNA polymerase II-specific
Source: RefSeq, a predicted model, not a curated record